AUGUCUGUUUUUCUUUCUUUAGAUUUAUCAUUCAUAUUUCUUGCUUUAUUUUCCUCUAUCUUAUAUUUUCUCCACCUUCUACUUGAGAUUUUAUUUUUAACCUCAUUUAACGGGUUGCAAUUCACUUUCUUUCUUUCUUUCUUUCUUUCUUUCUUUCUUUCACAUUCUUUAAUUUUUCCUUUCUUUUGUUUCCGUCUUUCUUUUAUUUAUAUCUUUUUUUCUUUAUUUCCCUUUCUUUCUUUUUUUUUUUCUUUUCCUUUCUAUCUAUUUUCUUUAUUUUGUUUAUAUCCUCUAUUUUCGCUUUCUUUUCUCUCUGUCAUUGUUUCUGUCAUUUCUUUCAAAUUCUUUUUUCCUUCUUUUGCUUUAUUUUUUAUUUCUUUUGGUUUCUUUCUUUCCGUCUUUCUUUCGUUGUUUUCUUUCUUUUUCAUCUUUUCUCUCUUUUCCUGUCCCUCUUUUAUCGCAUUUAACAGCUCUGAUUUUUUACGUUUUUAUUGUCCCCUCUCUCUCUCUUUCUCACUCUCUCUUUCUCUUUUUAUGCUUCUCGCACACUUUUUCCCUUUCUCUUUUUAUAGCUUCUCUCUCUCUCUUUACCUUUUUAUAAUUUUCUUAUUUUCAUUCCUCUUUUUUCCUUUCUAUAGUUCUCUCUACUUCUCUCUCUCUCUCUCUCUCUCUUCACUCUUUACAUUUCUGUCUCCUUCCUUUUUUCUAGCCUUCUCACUUUCUAUUUUUAUAUUCCCCUGUUUACCAUUUCUAUAUUUUGUUAAUCUUUAUCUCUCUCUCUCACUCUCUCUCUCUCUCUCUCUCUCUCUCUCUCUCUCUCUCUAUCUAUCUAUCUAUCUCUCUUCCCCAUUUUAUAGUUUUCAUGAUGUCUUUUUCCCUCUUUGUUUUUUUAUAAUCCCUUUCUUUUUCCAGUUUUAUAGUCCCCUUUUAAAAUUCUCACUCUUUCCCGCAUCUUUCUUUCCCCUUUUAAACUUUCUUUCCCUUUUUUAUAAUCCCUUUCUUUUUCCAUUCUCUCUUUUUCGAUCUAUAUUGAUCUUACUUUCUGCCAUUCUCUUCUCUCCUUUCUUUUCUACUGGCUUCUUUGAUGCAUUUCAUUUUUCCUCGUUUUUCCCUUCCCCUCUCCCACGAUUUCAAUUCAUCAAGAAAAGUAAAAAAAAAAACCUGACUCCCCUCAUCCCCAAAUCAGCUCCCUUUUCCGCUACUGAUGGACUGCAAGUAUAUCGAAGCCUCUUUUUCAAACUGAACCUGAAGCGACAUUCUCGUUUUUGCCUGAAGCGACUUUUUCCACAUUUACCUCAAGCGACUUUUUCCACAUUUACCUCAAGCGACUUUUCCCACAUUUACCUCAAGCGACUUUUCCCACAUUUACCUCAAGCGACUUUUCCCACAUUUACCUCAAGCGACUUUUCCCACAUUUACCUCAAGCGACUUUACCCUCAAGCGACUUUUCCCACAUUUACCUCAAGCGACUUUUUCCACUUUUACCUCAAGCGACUUUUCCCACAUUUACCUCAAGCGACUUUUCCCACAUUUACCUCAAGCGACUUUUCCCACUUUUACCUCAAGCGACUUUUCCCACUUUUACCUCAAGCGACUUUUCCCGUUUUUUACCUCAAGCGAUUUUUUUCCACUUGUGCCUAA
Molecule: messenger RNA, 1641 nt
Organism: Acanthosepion pharaonis
Lineage: Eukaryota; Metazoa; Mollusca; Cephalopoda; Sepiida; Sepiidae
Source: the annotation of a GenBank genome assembly